This is a messenger RNA of Bathycoccus prasinos, 1251 nucleotides long. RefSeq lists its product with no specific name. The record is from RefSeq and is a predicted model, not a curated record. The coding region runs from base 1 to 1251 and encodes 416 amino acids. The transcript has a single exon. NCBI's taxonomy places the organism in Eukaryota, Viridiplantae, Chlorophyta, Mamiellophyceae, Mamiellales, Bathycoccaceae.
AUGAACGAAUCUCACCCUCCUCUGGACGAAGCCGCGAAAACUGCCUUAUUCCACGCGCAAAACGCCGUCCUCCACUGCAAACAAAGUUGGAAAGAGCUCAAAGACGCGCUCGGGAAAACGACGAGAAAUAUCGCAGAAAACGUCGACUCGAAAGCGUGCGAAAUGCAUUUUCUCAAGCUCGAGGAAUCGAUCAACCACGUCGAGAGGACGUACGAAGAGGUGAAACGAGACGCCGUGUUAUCAAACAUGCUUCGCGAAGCGAGAGAAUCGAGACCGCCGUUCGUUUUAACCGCGAAAAUUCCAAAGGAACGAAGCGCGUUCUUCGGGAGUUCGCUCGGGAAUUUGCUCUCGCAUUACGAGGGGAGAUGUGCACGAAAAAAGGAGUUCUUUGAAGGCGCGGAGAAAAAAAUGAAAAAAAUGAUUGGCGGAAUGACACCGUACGACGGCUCUGUGAUCGCGUACGCGGUGGACGAACGCGGGAAACGAAUCGGGUUCAACGCGUUCGAGGUGAACGAGAAGUGUCAUAUGGUUAAAGUUAUAUCGAGCGGGAAUUUUGAGUGUCGAGCGCCGUGGGACGGGUGGAACAUCGAGAGUAUUUUAGAGUUGGAGAUUGGGCCGGACGACUGGAAGAAGAGGGAGGAAGAGGAGAGAGAAGAAGAGGACGAGGAGGUGGUGGAAGAGCCGACGAAGAAGAGAGCGAAGAAGGUUGCGAACGCGAAGAAGAGCUGGACGGACGGACCGGGGAACGUUGUCGCGAAAAAAAAGGACGAGGAUGCUUCUUCUUCGAUCGCGUUGGAAUUCGCGAAAGUAUCGCUGCGGAAAAAGAGCGUCGCUGAAAUGGUCGGAGAGAAGAACGAAAAGAAAGCGUUCGAGAAGUUUACGAAAAUGGCGAGAGAGAGGGCGAAGGAAAAUAUCAAAAAGUAUUGCGGCGACGACGGGAAGAAAGGCGCGGCGGUGAUGGCGUUGGCGAUGUUGUUGGAAUGGUUUGAAGAUUUUCACACGACGAGUAGAGCGGCGAAGAAAGCGAAAGAACGCGACGAUAACGGCGGCGGAGGAGGUAACGAGAUGGAAGCCGAUCCGAGAACGUGUGGGGUGGAGGUGCAAAAACGGUACUUACCGGAGUAUUACAAGGAUAGCGAGACGAAAAAUAUGACGUACCAGGACGUCGCGAAGCAAGAACAAACAAAGGAGAAGAAGGGGGAGAAAGCAGAGGAAGGAGAAGAAGAGGAAGAAGGCGAGGUGAAGGAAUAA